AUGGCGGCCCCAGUUAAAUACACCCCUCCUCCGUCCCCACCAUCGCCGACGGCAUCGUUUUACGACUUAAGUGAUGACGACGAGGAUGAGUAUAACACCAUCGCCCACGCCCGGUCUAGCCGUGGCGUGAAGCUACUGUACUCAAAAAGCAAAGUUUAUGUUCACCCCACACCCUCCGCUAAAGACAACAUUGCCGGGUUUGUAGCCCUCAUCCAGCAGAAGCCAGGGCCCAGGUCCACCCCCGCAGCGCGCGCAGAGUCCAACGGCGAUGGGUCUUCAUAUCUCCUCGCAUGGGUCCCCGAGGCUUCACUUGGCGAUGCUUACAGUACCUACGUGAAAGUCGAUCUUGCCGAUGAUGACUCCCCACCCCGUCAAAGAUAUCUUGUUCCACCGCUUCCAACGACCACCCACCAUAAAGACCCGAUCGGACUCUACUCCUUCGCCGUUCCCGUUUCAGAAAUAUACUCUCUUUUGGUACGACCCCCGAGUUUAGGGUGGUGGUUUGGGAGUGUGGUGAUCAACACGAAGUCGGGUGACAGCUUCCCAGCCUUAUUCUUCCACGAUAGCGAAUGCGAAUCCACAAUACUGCAGAAGAAAAAGCGUGUCAAGGAGAGCUUUGACCCUUUUGAUAACGAUGGGGGUCUGUUUUGGGGCGGCGAUGAGGUCCUGCGUUGGUUGAGGAGAUAUGUGGAGGUUCAACGCUCAGCCGUUGACCGGCAUGUAUUUCUAAUUAACCCAUCCGAGGAAGACCAGCUCUCGUUCGGACGCACGCUCAGCUAUGGGGACGGUACACUGUCAAAAGCUCAACCGGAGGCUACCCUCGGAGGUCCCAGUGCCGCCGGACAGCAGGGUGAUGCUAGCAUGGAUCCAUUCAUGAAGACUCUCAAAGAGACUCGGUGGAAGGUGCUGGAGCAACUCAGCAAGAUUACCACAUUUACGAGGCGGACUGCCAACGAGAUUGCCGAGAACCCUCGCGUUCCUCCGCAGGUCCGACGUCUGAUGAAAAACCCCGAGGUUCAGACCCUACAAGAUGAAUUCGACAGCGCCCGACUAUAUUUGGCGCGAUGGGCCAUGAGCAUUGCUGAACAAGGCGAGAAGGACCGAAAUCAGCGUAUUUGGACGGCACAGGACGUUCUCGAGUCAGAAAACAGUUCUGUUGGCGAUUUUGAGAUCCUCGAGCUUGAGACGGGGAAUUUGGCCAUUCAAGAGCGACGACGAAUUGUCACACUUCCGGAAUGGGAAGGCUUCUUUGACCCAGUAUCUGGAAGGUUGCAAAUUACCGUCGAGGAAGUCAAAGAGCGUAUCUUCCAUGGAGGUCUGGAUCCAAACGAUGGUGCUCGGAAAGAGGCAUGGCUCUUCCUCCUCGGGGUCUAUCCGUGGGAGAGCAAUCACGAGGAAAGGUCAGCGAUCAUGAACUCGAAGCGCGACGAGUAUAUUCGCUUGAAAGCGGGUUGGUGGGAGCGCAUGGUUGACGGCAACUCUACAUCCGAGGAGUAUGAUAAUUGGAAGGAACAGCGCAACCGAAUAGGUCAGGCCCUUGGAUUCCCCACUGGAAGUUUCCACCGACUAACUUCCAGAGCAGAGAAGGAUGUCCAUCGUACCGAUCGUACUAUCCCUCUGUUUGCCGGAGAAGAUAUUCCCCAUCCCGAUCCCGACUCUCCGUUCGCCGAUACAGGAACCAAUGUGCAUCUUGAGCAGAUGAAAGACAUGCUUUUAACGUACAAUGAAUACAACCCGGACCUGGGAUAUGUUCAAGGAAUGAGCGACCUACUGGCUCCCCUAUACGCUGUCAUGCAGGAUGACGCCGUGGCCUUCUGGGCUUUCGUCGGCUUUAUGGACCGAAUGGAACGCAAUUAUCUUAGAGACCAGUCCGGCAUGCGCGCCCAACUGCUCGCUUUAGACCACCUGGUCCAGCUCAUGGAUCCCCAGCUGUAUCUCCAUCUACAGUCAGCGGACAGCACGAAUUUCUUUUUCUUUUUCCGCAUGCUGCUGGUCUGGUACAAGCGCGAAUUCGAAUGGGGAGAUGUCCUACGUCUCUGGGAGACACUAUGGACCGAUUACUUCACCAGCAGCUUCCAUCUUUUUAUUGCAUUGGCCAUUUUAGAGAAGCAUCGCGAUGUCAUCAUGGAUCAUUUGAAACACUUUGAUGAGGUCCUGAAGUACAUCAACGAACUUUCCAACACAAUGGACCUGGUGCCCAUUCUUACCCGCGCCGAAUCUCUCUUCCAUCGCUUUGAGCGCUCAGUGCAAGCAAUCGACAAGAAAGAUAAUUUUCCUGCUGCCCCCUCUGCUUACCAGCGCCGACCCGCCAACAGUAGCAGUCCAGACUCGGCGGGCAAAGGCAAAUCGCCCCACCGACCUACUGUGGCGUCUAGCAGCGGCGUCAACCCGCCCUCUGCGCUCCAGCAGGCAAUCGAUAAGGACAAACCGAAGGUCAUCUCACCCGAGUUGCGAGAACUCCUUAGCAAAGACAUUCCUUGGAGACGCCAGCAGACCUCGUAG
Messenger RNA from Penicillium canariense, 2502 nucleotides. Its product is annotated as GTPase-activating protein GYP7. Gene Ontology annotation, biological process: activation of GTPase activity. The transcript has 4 exons. The record is from RefSeq and is a predicted model, not a curated record. The coding region runs from base 1 to 2502 and encodes 833 amino acids. Gene Ontology annotation, molecular function: GTPase activator activity. Lineage: Eukaryota; Fungi; Ascomycota; Eurotiomycetes; Eurotiales; Aspergillaceae.